This is a messenger RNA of Sinocyclocheilus grahami, 1516 nucleotides long. RefSeq names its product zinc finger protein 36, C3H1 type-like 1. The record is from RefSeq and is a predicted model, not a curated record. NCBI's taxonomy places the organism in Eukaryota, Metazoa, Chordata, Actinopteri, Cypriniformes, Cyprinidae. The coding region runs from base 94 to 1281 and encodes 395 amino acids. The transcript has 2 exons. Gene Ontology annotation, molecular function: metal ion binding; mRNA binding.
CCGAAAAGCGAAGCGUGGAGUUCAGAAAAACUACGAGGGAGUUGUGUGGGAUCACGGAAGAAUCGCCAAAUAAAGUCUUCGUCACGCAGGACUAUGCCAUCCUACGCACUCAAUCAGUUUAUUGAUCUGGAUGAUGUCCUGUGCAAGCACCUUUUAAAUCUUGACCUUCGAGAGCCAAUGCAACCCUCACACACCGCUGCUGUUGGAUAUAGGAAGCCUGACAGUCCCUGCACACUUUCCUCCACCAGUUCAGGACUUUCUAUUGACAGCAUUGAGAGUGGAACCAUGAACUCAAGCCACUGGGCCCCCCAGAAAGUAUCGUCUCGGUCAAAGUGGAGCAAGAUGUCCUUUUGGUCCGAGCGCUCUGUUAGCAUGGUGGAGGGCAACACUGGAAGUCUGGGUUGGUCUUCUGCUGAACCCGGCCAUUUAAAGCAGUCUUCUGUCACGUCAGGUGCCGUUUCCCUCUCCGGCUCAACGUCUCCGUUCUCUGCGGCCUCAUCGCGCUACAAGACCGAGCUGUGCCGCACGUUCGCCGAAAGAGGCGUGUGCAAGUACGGCGGCAAGUGUCAAUUUGCGCACGGCCCUGAAGAACUACAAGACCUCAGCCGUCACCCGAAAUACAAGACUGAACCCUGCCGCACUUUCCACUCCAUUGGCUUCUGCCCCUACGGCAUCCGCUGCCAUUUCGUGCACAAUGCCGAAGACGAUCACAUGCAAUCCCUACCCCAGACCUGCAACCCGACUGUCCAACGGCCUCCCCUCCUCAAGCAGAGUUUCAGCUUCGCCGGGUUUCCCACAACUCCCCAACCUCUAGAAGCCCCCCUAGCGCCUUCCUCGUUCCUGUGCGCACCUUCUGUUUCGACUCCGACGUCGACCGUCAUGUCUGACCUUCUCUCCCUGGCCUUUCCCGAUAUAGACCCCAACACCCUUCUGGACCAGGCCCGAGAGUUGCACCCUCAAUUUCUGCCGUCUCCUGACUCUGGCUACUCAGGACUGACUCCCACUUUGUCGCCCACCCAGCUCGCUCCUUCCCAGCCCGAGGUCUGCUUGCGACAGAGUCCCACUGGCGGGCCUUCCCUAGGCCUCCGAAGUCUAUCCCACACCUCUCUCUCAGACCACGAGGGUGGCAGCUGCUCUUCAUCCAGCAGUAUGAGCGGCUCGGAGUCCUCCUUUGGACCCGAAGCCAGCGGGCGCAGGCUUCCCAUCUUCAGCCAGCUUUCGGUACCCGAUGACAGCGUCUACAACGAAGGCAGCAACUCCGGCACAAGCUUCUUCCUGUAGACUUGUCGCUCCUCACGGGGACUGAACUGUAUACUGUGGUAUACCUACUGUAUUAUGUGGCCGAUACUUGACAUUUUAGUUAAGCUCGGAGUGAAACCUACUGUUUGAAGGUACUGGAUGUUGAAAGUGUUCUUUAAGUGGGGUUUCAUGUACUUUUAAGUGGAGCGAUUCACCAUGUUAUAUUGUUUUGAUAAUUGAAAAGACAAGUGGGGAAAAGAAUUAACUUGAAAACCUG